AUGCAGGGGAGCAAGAAGGGCACAGAUGGAUUCAGUGACACCUCCAGCAUUGGCAGCGUGCUGGAUGAUGCGGACAGGGAGGUGAGUAACCUCACAGACCGGGCUUUCCGCAGCUUGUGCAUCUCCGAAGACACCUCCUUCCACGACUCUGAACUCACCCUUUCUCCAGAUAGCAACCGCCAGGGGUUCGGCUCUUUCCACCAAGAAACUGUGGGCCAUGCCCACAGGAAGAGUGGCAUUUGGACUCAGCUUCCCUCCCAAGGCACAGAGCAUGCUGGCUGGGCUGCCGCCUUCCAGCAGCUGCCCAAAUAUGCUCAGGGGGAGGAAAGGUACCCCAAAACCAGCCCCCCACCAACGCCAGCCCAGAGGCGACUGGAGGUCCCCGUUUCUGGUCUGAGGAGCAGCACUAAGCCCAUUUCCAAAGUCUCAUCUUUGAUCAAAUCCUUUGACAGACCUGAGAGCCAACAUUGUGACAGUAGGCCCCCGCCUAGCAAGCCUCCGGCUCUCAAAAAUCCCCCCAAAUUCGCCCCUCUCCCAGAAAGCGGUGUCAAUUUCUGUUUCGAUUCUGCCUUUUUGACUGUCAGAAGAGUUCCCGCUGAAGUCUCCAAUCCCCACCAGAGCGGCCACCAGCCCGGCAGGAAUCUCGGUGAGCAACAGUCCCCCAAGAACUCUGACAUGGUCUCCCCUGGCUCUGGCAGCUUCCUCCCCACAGAGGACAGUGCCACCAGCUCGUUAGAGUCCCAGUUCCCCUCUCCACCCAACAAGUCAAUCAAGUCUGAGCCCGAAAGAAGCAAAGAGUGGACUCCCAGAGGGACUUUUCUGCAUAGUGAAAACAGCGCUUUUGAGUCAUGGAAUGCCCACCAACCAAAGCUGCAGGAAAGGAAGGAGGUGGCUGAAACCAUCCCAGAAAGCAAGGCUCCCAGACAUUACGAGGACAAACUUUUAUUGAAAGAGCCCCAUGCCCCCGAUUGCAAAGUCUCUCCCUGCCAGGUCCGACCCAGCUGCAGCCAGGAAGAGACCAGAGCAGCACCAGGAUCUCUGUGUACCUCAGGAUCCUGGGGGCCCAGAGAUCCAGGAGCCCCAGUGUUCCCUCCUGAGGGAAAAGCGUCUGGCUCACAGUCAGAGCCUCAGAUGAAGUCAAGCCAGCCCCCGUGGAGGAAGCCAAAACCUAGCAAAGGAGGGAAAGACCCUUGCCAAGAUACCCCAGAAGAAAAGAAACAGAGUCACUGGAGAGAUCUGCCUCCAUACUCAAAGCACAACCCGCCUGGGCAGUUUCCAGACAAUGAAGCUCUGGACAUGUCUGGGGAUCCCCAUGAGCACUACAGUCCUCCUUUUAAUAUCAGUAAGCUACUGACCCCCAUCAUACCCACCAAGCACACCCUAGAGUCCUCAGGGCCCCAGCCUGGGCACACCAGCCCCUCCCCGCCAGCACAGCUAAAUGGAUACCAGGAGAGGGAGGCCAGCCAACACCUGCCUCGGGACAGUUACAAAUCCAAAGCGCCCAGCCUCCUGUUCAACCUCAAGGAUGUGCGGAAGCGGGUCAAGAGUACCUACAGUCCCUCCCCUCUCUUGAAAGGCUUUGACGAAAAGCACCGGAGUAAGACAGAUAGCAAGCAAGAAGCCAUCAGCAAUGGGGUGAUGCUGCCCAAUGGACUUGAGGAAAGUCCUCCAAAUGAGCUUUCAAAGGAGAGCCCAGCUGACGCCCCCAGCACACCUCACAGCGGUACCCAGGGGGAUCCCAGUGACUCCUCUGCAGAAAUCCAUCGUACCCUCAAUUCCCCUCCAACUGGCACCCACACCCCUUUCUGUGUCAAUGGGGAGGCUGUAGAAAGGAACCCUGAGAAGGAGGAAGUGGAAGGAGAGGCAGAGCUGGGUCCUGCCAAGGCCAGUUGGCACCCAGACUCCAAGGAACGUCACCCCAGAAAGCAUCUGUCACUGAAGCUUUGUGACAGGGAGCCUGAGACCGGACAGGCUGCAGAGAAAACAAAGGUCAAAAAUGGGCUCUCGAGAUCCAUCUCCCAAGAGACAGAACCUGAGCAAAAAGUGGGCCUUCUGGUCCCACCCUUGAGCCAAAAGUUCUCCCCCGGACCCCUCUCUCCGGAGGAAGAGGAGGUCUUCUACAGUGACAGCCAGUCUGAUUUCAUGCCGAGCCUCCAGAGCAAGGCCAAGUUCAGCACCAGCUCUUCAGACCAAUCAUUUGCCUCCUUUGAAGAUCAGCAGAAGGCAUGGUUUCCCGAGAGCCAGUGGGAAGACAGGAAGAAGGACACAACGGCAGGUGACAGUCAGAAAGAUGAGAAGAAUGUGCUAGAAAAGGAUGAGCCACCAAGUCAUGGGGAAGGGGGCAUGGAAAAGCCUACCCAGGGUGGGGUGCUGGGAAUAGAAGGGGCGGGGUUGUCUACAGGGAGACCCAGAAAGGCAGCAGUGGAGGAAGUGAAUUUGAGAGGCUCUUGGAUCCAAGGAAAACAGGACACAGCCCUUCCCCAUGCCAAAGACACCCCUCCCUCCCCAGCUUCUGCACCAAACAAGCACAAGCUGUUCCCCAUUAAAGACAACACACUCAGGGCCACCCCAGUGAUAAAACCCAUCAUCCUGCCUCUCCUGAGGACCACAGCUUGCGAGGAGUCUCCCAGCGGCGGCCACCGCGAGGAGGAACUGCAAAGACCAGGGUGGGGGGAGGAGGCUGGUGGCCCCUGUGCCCCCCCAAACCAGGAGAUGCCCAGCACCCCAACCUCUGCUAUGCUACAAGGCACCUGCCUGAAGCACACAGUGAGUGAGAGCCUGGAGGACCCCUGGCAGGUGCACACUGGAACCAAGAUAGAGACCUCUGAGCAAGCUCACAAGGGGAACUUCCCACCUGAACCCCUGACAGGAGGAGGGGGUCACGGGAUGUCACCCCUAGAUGUAACACAUGCACUCCUGAGCAGUGAUGGCAAAAGCAGGCCCACAGAAGGGAGCACCCUGCCCACUCCCAGGCAUGUCCCCACGAUCGCUUUCCCCCAGGAAGAUUUAGAAGUCCAGCCACUUAGCACACAUUGGGAAGGUUUGCAGAGUCAGUUUUUGUCUCCACCCAGAGCAGGGCCUGCUGGGAAAAGGCAGGUCCCCUCUGAGAUGGUGGCUUCUCCCCACCCCAGCUCCCUGGGGGAGAGCAGCACCUGCUCUCCAGCUGCCAGCAUCCUCUGGGAUGACACUUUCCAGAUCCCCAGCGACCUGGGUCUGCUGCCGGAAGAGCCUCUAGCCUCCAGCUCCUCGGCCAGCCAGGGUCCUGCCAGGCUUACCCGAAGAGAGGACCUGACCCAUAGCCUCACGUGGGAGGCAGAUAGUUCUGACCCCCAGCUGGAGGGAGCCGCAGAAGAUGUCCGGACUCUCUCUCCAAAAGGUACACUAUUAGAAAUGGCUGCCAGUUCUGCAGGCCCUUCUGAGAAAUCUGAACAUCCGGCUCACCUGGGAAGGACAGCCAGCAAACCCCCAGCAGUUCCACCCAAGACAGAGAAGGCCCUGAGGAGGGCCAAGAAGCUGGCGAGCAAGAGGAAGAAGAUGGACAGAGUGCAGGAGAAGCCUGGAGAGGCCUGGGAGAACUUGCAGGAGCCGGAGCAUAGGCCGGCCUUGCCUGGAGACAGGCCUCAGGCUAGAUUUCCCGUGGUGAGGGCCCUGCCCCCUCCAAUACACCGCCACUCAGUAUCAGGAGGCCCAGAGCCUAUGGGAAGGCGGUCCUGGGGUCCUCAGUCCCUCACACCCCUGCCCCCCUACCCUGCUACCCAGAAGAUCCUCCAAGAUCCUCAGUCUGGAGAAUACUUUGUCUUCGACUUGUCCCUGCAGGUGAAAAUCAAGACCUUCUAUGACCCAGAGACGGGCAAGUAUGUCAAAGUCUCUGUCCCCUCAUCAGAGGGGGUGUCCCCUGAGCCACCCCUGCAGGACGGCCUGGCUCCCUCUUACCUGCUGUACCCUGGCUUCCGGCCUGUGCCGGUGACCGCCCUGACACCCCUGCGGUGCUCCUCCCAGCUCUCUGCCCCUACCUUCCUCAGGCAGGGCCCCCACACCAGGCCCCAGAGUGUCCAUGGUGGAGGACUUCAGCCAGCCCUAGGGCCUCGGGGUGACCCUACCCCACAAGCUGCUGACCUGCACCCACGGGAGCCUCCCCAAAGCCCAGAGGAGGGCACAGAAGCCUCCAGCCUGAACAUCAUCUCCACUGAAGACCUAGAGGACUUUGCCACUGAGGGCAUUUCCUGA
Dipodomys spectabilis (banner-tailed kangaroo rat) is the source of this 4227-nucleotide messenger RNA. It is a transcript of the gene CUNH10orf71, whose product is annotated as chromosome unknown C10orf71 homolog. NCBI's taxonomy places the organism in Eukaryota, Metazoa, Chordata, Mammalia, Rodentia, Heteromyidae. Bases 1 to 4227 code for a protein of 1408 amino acids. The transcript has a single exon. Gene Ontology annotation, cellular component: Z disc. Gene Ontology annotation, biological process: positive regulation of calcineurin-NFAT signaling cascade. The record is from RefSeq and is a predicted model, not a curated record.